Messenger RNA from Ixodes scapularis (black-legged tick), 3834 nucleotides. It is a transcript of the gene alpha-Man-Ia, whose product is annotated as mannosyl-oligosaccharide 1,2-alpha-mannosidase IA. The transcript is spliced from 10 exons. Gene Ontology annotation, biological process: N-glycan processing; carbohydrate metabolic process. NCBI's taxonomy places the organism in Eukaryota, Metazoa, Arthropoda, Arachnida, Ixodida, Ixodidae. Bases 756 to 2654 code for a protein of 632 amino acids. The record is from RefSeq and is a predicted model, not a curated record. Gene Ontology annotation, molecular function: mannosyl-oligosaccharide 1,2-alpha-mannosidase activity; calcium ion binding. Gene Ontology annotation, cellular component: endoplasmic reticulum; Golgi membrane.
GACUCCCAACUCCCAACUUGAGAACUCGAAAGAACUACUGCAGAGCAGAAAUCUGUCCGUGAAUCCACAGUUCGACCGGAACCCCCACAGAAAGCGCAUCAGCAUCAAAAGCGCCAAGGCCGACGAGGCGGGUCUCAUAAUUUAUAUUUCCGUCCUUGCAUUCCAAAUAAAAAUCGAAAGAGUUCGGCAGCCAGCGCCACCGCACAGGCCAUCACGGUUGAUCACAGCUGAUUGGCAAAAUCGGCCGGCUCUAGCGCUACGUAACGGGACCUGCUGCGGAGGAGUUUCCUUCUAUGUCGCGGAGUUUUUGCCACUUUUCUAAAUCAACUGCGUCUUCGAACUGAUACCUGAUACACCGUGGGAAGGCAGCAUUGCUUAAUUGGCCUCGCACAUUAACGGCAGUGUCCAGGCAGCUCUAACCCCGACCUCGCUCAAAGAUGGGAGCGGUCUGCUGGGCUGGGCCACCCCCGCGACUCGAGCCAUAGGCAUCGACCACGGAGCGCACACCAGUGGGCACCAGCGCCGCAUCCGUCUGCGUCAAUCGUACUGCUCGGGAUUUGCGGCAUCCACGGCAUUUGUAGGUUCUGCGCUUCCGCCUUGGUAGCCGUGCUGGCCGUGCGCUCUGCUGACGUCAUGAGCGACUGAAACAGUCGUCGCAAGAGUUGUUGCAGUUGUAGCAGUUGUAGGGAGCCCGAGUCACGUCGGUCACGUCGGGGGAGUGCUGCUCGGAGCAAGCUCUUCGUCGAUUCAUCGGCAUGGCUUCGACGGGGACUCUCCCGACCUACCUCAAGUACGUGAGCGGCAUCCCGGGCGUCGGGCCGGCUCGCAAGACGCUACGAGUUCGCGAGAAAUACAUCGUAGUUCUAGUACUAGCCACUUUCUUGAUGGUGUGCAUCGGCGCCGUGUUCUACCUGCCCGAGCUGAGGGCGUCCAACGCGUAUCGGCACAUGAAGAACGCCGGCCCCGACCUGCUCCUACCGCCGCACGCAGUCGACGAGAACGUCGUGCGUCACAACGCGGCCGCCGACGAAGAGGAUCCGCACCGAAUCGAGGACCGGGAGAAGCUCAAGAACAAGAUCGACCAAGAUCAGGAGCCGAUGCAGGUGGGGCGACCCCAGGGACAGGCUGGGACGUCGUCGACGCCUUCCAGCAGCGGCUGGGCGAGCCCCGGCCCCGCCGCCCUCGCGAAGGGCCCCAGCGUUGGCGAGGCGCCACGCGAAACCCCCAAGUCGCCUUCACCCGUGGAGACGCUUAACCGCGAGCGGAGGGACAAGGUCCGAGAGAUGAUGAAGCAUGCGUGGGACAACUAUGAGCGGUAUGCCUGGGGCCAGAACGAGCUCCGUCCAGUGUCCAAGGUUGGCCACUCGGCGGGAAUCUUUGGCAAGACGGUGAUGGGGGCCACCAUUGUGGACGGCUUGGACACACUCUACCUCAUGGGCCUGGGAGAGGAGUACAAGCGGGCCCGUGACUGGAUCGCAGAGAAUCUCAGCCUGGAUCACAUUAAUUCCGACAUCUCUGUGUUUGAGACGAACAUCCGCUUCGUAGGGGGCUUGCUGUCGUGCUACGCCCUGACGGGAGACGUGGUGUUCAAGGAGAAAGCAGACCAGAUAGCACAGGCCUUGCUGCCCGCCUUCAACACUCCGAAGGGCAUUCCACAUGCUCUCAUCAACGUCAAAACGAAAGAGAGCAAAAACUAUGCAUGGGCCUCCAGUGGCAGCUCCAUUCUCGCCGAAUUGGGCACAAUGCACCUGGAGUUUGUGUACCUGAGCGACGUGACGGGCAACCCUGUGUACCGGGAGAAGGUGGAGCGCAUUCGGCAGGUGCUUGUCGACUUGGACAAGCCCAAGGGGCUCUACCCGAACUACCUCAACCCCAAGUCCGGACACUGGGGACAGUACCACAUGUCCAUGGGUGCCCUUGGAGACAGUUUUUACGAGUACCUGCUCAAGGCCUGGAUCCAGUCGGACGGAGAGGAUGUUCAGGCCAAGAGGUUGGUCCAGGAUGCUGUGCAGGCCAUCGACUUGAGGAUGUUGCAGCGUUCCAAGAGCGGACUUCUCUACCUGGCUGACAUCAAAUAUGAUCGGCUUGAGACAAAGAUGGACCACUUGGCAUGCUUUGCCGGGGGCUUCUUCGGCCUUAUGGCACGAACCUUUGCGACAGAGCCCGGCUUCAACUCGGACCGCUACAUGGAAAUAGCGAAGAACAUCACUCACACGUGCCAUGAAUCUUACGACCGUACACCGACGAAACUGGGACCAGAGUCAUUCCGCUUCACAGAGCAGCUGGAGGCUCGAGCGAUGAAGCAGAAUGAGAAGUACUACAUUCUUAGGCCAGAGGUGAUUGAGUCCUACUUCUACCUAUGGAGGCUCACCAAGGACCAGAAGUACCGGGAGUGGGGCUGGGAGGCCGUCCAGGCCUUGGAGAAGCACUGCCGCGUCGAGGGCGGCUACUCGGGCCUCAAGAACGUGUACCAGGUGGACGGUCCCAAGGACGACGUGCAGCAGAGCUUUUUUCUGGCGGAGACCCUCAAGUACCUGUACCUGCUCUUCUCAGACGACUCGCUACUGCCCCUGGACAAGUGGGUGCUCAAUACGGAGGCCCACCCGCUGCCCAUCAAGAACCGCAAUCCGGCCUACCUGCCCAGCAGCAGGUGAUGGACACCUCGGCGUCGCUACGGGACCCCCGCCGCCCCCCGCGUCGGCACCGCAGAGACACCGGGCACCUACCGACGCCCGAGUGGUGGCCGGGGGCGUGCGGAAGGAACGACAGAGGGGGCUCGAGGCCGUGACUGAACCGUGCAUCCGACUUGCAUGAUCUAGACCGGCGUUCGCCACUUUCUCCUCCUGACUUCGGGGGUACUCGGAGCCGAACGAAGAUUUAGACGGAGUGCCCGACCAAGAUGCGUGCCGUAAUGCGGCACCGGUGCUGCGAUUUGAGGCCCUCGAUUGGCCCGUGGGGAGGCUGCAAUGGACACUUGUGCGGCAGGAUCUCUGUAAAGGUGUGCCCGAAGCCUUUGUGCGUCGCGCAUGCUCAAGACUGCUCUCUUUUAGGUGGUGUAUAAAGGAACGAUUGACUACCGGACCCUACAGUGCGAGGGGCCUCAACGCAAGCUGGGUUCGUUCUGAGAGCCAGCGAGCGUAAGAACCAAAAUGAAGGGGGGUUUGGGGGUGCUACUGCAAUAGGGGGCAUGCAGCACCCAAAGGGGGUGCGCUGAUCUAAUUGGUCGCAUGAUCGCAAUAACCCACGCCGUUCUCACUGACAAAGUAAGAACGGUGUGGCUAAUUGUGAUGCGCUGCCCGAUUCCUUCUUUGGCAUUCAUAACGAGCAACGCCACAGUCUGAAUGGCUGCGAAGUGAUAAUGGGAAGCGUGCGACACGACAGUGGUGCCGCGGUGCGGUUUCCAACAUUUGGCGGGCACGCCAGUUGGAUCGGCGCGCCCCCUUUAGGUGUCGCAAGGUCCCUCCAGACCCUUUACGAAAUUUCAGAGUGAUGCAUAGAUUAUGUGCGACUGCCACUGUGAGCACGCAUCGAACUCGAGCACUUCAUCAGCAUUCGGUGUGCGCUCGGAUUAAAAUGCAUUCCUCACGAGUGCUGCGUCAGUGCUCUGCGCAGACUCAGAAGCAAUCACGGGCCUCACGCUGGAAGCAGUGAGGCCGACUAAUGGCGGGUGCGCAUAAUCUAUGCAUCAGUUCACAGUUUCGGAAAGGGUCUAUUGGGGAUGGGUGAGGUCGGAUAAGUAAGAGUGUACAGGCCCGACUAAAUUCUCGGUCGGUUGGCGACUCUUUAAAAGUAAUAAAUAAACCCUUGGCUCAUUGCUCGGAGCAUUCUCCGGUG